AUGUUUCUCCAUUCUGGCGCAAGCCUGCAUGGGCACGAAUACUCCAACAAGACCACUGCCAGCGGCAACCAGCCUGCGCGCAGGCAUAUUCUCCUACGUUCAUCACUAGGCGCAUCGCCGCUUCAGCGAUCGUCAUUCUCAACCGAUGAAACCGAGACGCCGACACAACGUAUCAACCGACGCCUUUCAUUACAAGAGCCCGCCUCUGCUACACGCCCAGUACGCAGAAUCCGACCGGUGUCUGACUUUGUCCAAAGAAAGGACCUCGUCGUACGCUUCGAGGAAGAACCUACCGUUGUAGGCGAGGAAACACAUGGUCUCGAUGGCGUAAGCGAAGACGAAGGCAGUCUGGUAUCAGAGAUUAGCGAUACAAGCACUGUGAAAAGAUCCAAAAGAUCAAGGCGAGCUGCAAGGCAAUGUACCAACUACAUGCUAGCCUACCCUCCUCCAAAGCUUCGUACGAAACAGCGACGCUUCGUGUCCAUCCGACCGCGACUUCUGCUGCAGCUACAACAACUAUCGAACGACAAGCGGCCCAUGCCCGCCAUUGAUGUCGUCCCCUCGAGCAUGAUUGCUGGAACAGUGAUCCUUCCCCGUCUCGCACGACGCUUUCCCAAGAUGUUCAGGGUCAAGGGACAGCUGGGCAUGAAUGGCCUCAUCUUGGCCAAGAGUGAGGACUACGACAAUAACGCUGACGAUUCUGACUCGGAUGACAAAGAUCUCGAUAAGCGCGACUUGGUUGCCGUUAUCUCGCCGGUCUCGUCGCGGAAAGAAGGCGAGCGGAGGGAUUCUGGCGAACAGACGGAAAUUGUUUUGGCGGACGGUUCAGUUUGGACUGCCACUCAAACAAACAAUGGGUCGUACGAUUUCGUCCACGUUGACGAAGCUGGCCAAACGACAGUUGCGAGAUGGGCCAGACGUAGUGCCCGGCCUCUGUCCACGGCUACAUGCACCGCGGCACUGACCCCCGCUGCUUCGGAGUACAAAUUCACUUUCAGCGUCCUCGAUCCACAGCUUCGUCGACACCCCGUUAUGGCAACUUUGACGCCGGCUAAUCUCGAAAUCUUGGAUAAUUACACCACCGUAUCACAAUCCUCCGGUCGUUAUCCUCCUACACGACCCUUCAGCAUGGAUUUGACCGGCGACAAGGAAACUCCAUCGCUGCCAACAGCAUCCCACGGCGCGACACAACGAGAGACUCACCCUGUCGAUGAAGCGACUCGAAUUCUCAUCACCGUAACCUCCGUAUGGGUAUCCCUUCGUCAUGGCCAAGGCUGGGCAUCGUCUGCAGCGUCUCCUGUUCCGGGGACCUCCAGACCAGCACAGUCUCGUACUGUUAGCGGCAGCAGCUGCCAGAGUCGUGCAUCAACCUUUCCGGUGUCAACGACGGAAAUGAAUCGGAUCUCAUCUCCACCAUUAGUACAGCAACAAAUCGCGACUCAGCCCGCAUCAGUUGCGCCCAAGAGGACAUUCUCAUCUGGAGCCGCCUUCAUGCAGCGCCGCCAGACAAAGCUUGGGGGCGAGUCGGUGACCACUGACAAUGCGGCCGAGUCUGACGAUCUGGGCGGGCUCGAAAAGGUGCCCGAACCCGCGCCUAUGAAGAGGAGUUUCUCCAAAAGGAUACGGGAUUGGAGCCACCGCUUCACUUCGAGGAAGACAGCAACUGCAUAA
Messenger RNA from Colletotrichum paranaense, 1671 nucleotides. RefSeq lists its product as uncharacterized. Lineage: Eukaryota; Fungi; Ascomycota; Sordariomycetes; Glomerellales; Glomerellaceae. The transcript has a single exon. Bases 1 to 1671 code for a protein of 556 amino acids. The record is from RefSeq and is a predicted model, not a curated record.